UUCGUCUUUAAAGUGCCUUGCCCGUCAGACUCGGCUAGUUUUGCUGCAACGAGCAAAAGGAUCUUGCAAUUUCUACAACCGGCCACAGCCAGAGGGCGCAAUGACUUGCAACUGCUUCGCUAUCGGAGAAAGGGAGCACUCUUUACCGCCAGUUUGUUGCUUUCGAGCUGAGAGGACCGCUCCAGAAUAAAGUCUCACCAAGCGAUCUUUCCACUUCGUAGAUAUGACUGAGGCAGAAGUAAAUCCCAAAGCUUAUCCGCUAGCUGAUGCUCAGCUCACCAAGACACUGCUGGAUCUUGUACAGCAGUCCUGUAACUACAAACAGUUACGCAAAGGAGCCAAUGAAGCUACUAAAACUUUGAACAGAGGAAUUUCUGAAUUCAUUGUGAUGGCUGCAGAUUCUGAGCCCCUGGAGAUCAUUCUUCACCUUCCUCUUCUGUGCGAAGACAAGAAUGUGCCCUACGUGUUUGUGCGCUCUAAGCAGGCCCUGGGUCGGGCCUGCGGUGUUUCACGGCCUGUCAUUGCCUGCUCCAUUACUAUCAAAGAAGGCUCACAGCUUAAGCCUCAGAUUCAGUCUGUCCAACAAGCCAUUGAGAGACUGUUAGUCUAAAUCUGACCACCCAUCCUAAAAUUCAAGAAGCAAGUUAAAUGUUUGAUUUCUAUCAAUUUUUCUGUUCAGAUCUUGUCAUUUGUACAGCAUUUGCUUUUGCCAAGUUUGAGUUGUCUACCAGGUUUGUCUCUUCCUUCUCCUUACCUCAGUCAUGCUUACUGUGUAGGCCCUUAACAGGCAUGUUUUGGUCAUUGCUUUUAACAGAUUAAAAUUCUUCUUUCUACUGUGA
Messenger RNA from Hemicordylus capensis (graceful crag lizard), 839 nucleotides. RefSeq names its product small nuclear ribonucleoprotein 13 (gene SNU13). Gene Ontology annotation, cellular component: nucleolus; precatalytic spliceosome; U4/U6 x U5 tri-snRNP complex. NCBI's taxonomy places the organism in Eukaryota, Metazoa, Chordata, Lepidosauria, Squamata, Cordylidae. The transcript has 4 exons. Gene Ontology annotation, biological process: mRNA splicing, via spliceosome; ribosome biogenesis; maturation of SSU-rRNA. The record is from RefSeq and is a predicted model, not a curated record. Bases 224 to 610 code for a protein of 128 amino acids. Gene Ontology annotation, molecular function: RNA binding.